AUGAUGAACGAACCAUCGUCGGUGGUGGGGGAUGAACAGCCGGCCGCCCCCAAUCAGCAGCAGGGCAUGUUCGCCAAGUUCGCGCGCAAGAACCUGGCCAAGACCAAGUCGGCACCCGACCUCGUGGGCAAGAAGAACGCGAUACAGGCGCCGUCACAGCAGAAGAAGGACGAGAGAGACGACAAGAAGGUGAAGCAGAUGACGGCCAACUCGAUCGCGCAACUCGAGGCCGAACUGCGACGCGAGAACGAAAAGCUGGAGCGGCUGGUUGAACGUAAGAAGAAGCGACGCAGCCUCAAGGAGAAGGAGGUAAGAGGCGACCUUCUGCCACCUCUACAAGAUGACGACGCAGCCACGAAGAAGAAGAAGGAGGAUGGAGGUAAUGGAAGCCUCGAGAGGAUGGAAGAAGAGGACAAGAAGAAGAGGAGGAGCAAGAAGCGUGCAUCGGGCGAGAGUAGCGGCAAGUCAUCUUCGGGAGCUGCCCACUACAUCUCCAAUCUCAUCAGCUCAUCGAAGGAAAGAAAGAAGGAGAAGAGGGAGAAGAAGAAGGAGAGGAAGGACGAGAAGAAGGCAGAGAAGCAGAGGAAAAAGAGGGAGAAGCGCUCAUCGUCAUCUUCGCUCGGUACCCCUGCCGCAAACAACAACAGCACCAACGUUCCCAAGCCCUCGUCCUACUCGCUCAACUCGAUCCAAGCUACCAAGAUCCUUCGAGACGCCAACAUCGACCCCGCCACCACCGCUCGAGGCACCUCCUUCUCCACUUCGACAUCUACAUCGCUCGGCGGCGGCGGUGGCGCUCCGCCGCUGGCCUUUGGCUCGGGCUCCUCCAACAGCGUGCGCUUCCGGGACCCGAGCUCGCCGCUGGGCUCGGCCAAGUCGACCUCGGCAGCGGCGAUGCCGCUGUCCGCCCGGGCGCCACCUACGAACAAGACUGAGAGCGGCGCGGCGGGCGCGGCCACGAGCCGGGGGCACAGGGCGACGAUGGCGCCGGGCGUGCCGCUGGUGCUCGGCGGCGCCGGCGCGGCGGAUCAAUUGAAUCAGGUCGAUGGGGACUACAUGAAGAAGAUGGCGCGGCAUGAGCUGCAGGCCUACCAGCAGAGUCAAGGCGACGAGACCGUGCUGCGGCGAGCCAUCCGCAACAAGUACCUGCUGCACGUCUCAGUGGAGGCUGGGCACGACGACGUCGUGCGAUUCCUGGUGAACAACAAGAAGCUCAAACUCAACACGCCUGACGCCAUGGGCUGGACUCCUCUGCACUGCGCUUGCGCUGCCGGACAUGUGAAUAUCAUCCUCUUUCUCCUCUCCAAGAAACGAACGAAUGUACAGAAGGUCACGAGCGAUGGCUGCACAGCUCUCCAUUAUCUCAUUCGCCAUUUCCCCGACCCGUUCGCUCCCGACUACAACGAACUCCUGGAAAAAUAUUCGGACGUCGCCAACCGUUUGGUAUCCAUCGGAUGCGAUGUCAACGCCACGAACCGGAAUGGAGAAACGGUUCUCCACUAUGCGGCCUUCCGGGGAAAGUCGACCGCGGUCCGUUAUCUGCUCGCGCAUCGGGAUUGGGACCUCGAUAUCAACGCUACCACCAACGGGAGUCUCGAUACCGUAAAUGCGCUCCUCGAGAGCCGGGCGGCCACCAACAUCGUGGGCAUCAACGGCACGCCGUUGGACAUCGCCAAGCGCCAAAACGACAAGCGGCUUGUCAUGGCUCUGCUCAAGCACAAACAAAAGAAGGAACCUUCCAACUAUCGUAUGAACCGGGACGACGCUCAGUAUCUGGGCUAUGCCUACUCAUCCGCCGGUGAGGACGGCGACAUGGACGAGACGACGGAGGCCGAAUUCAUAUCCGACGUCGAACCGGAGGACUCCUCGCGGCAUCGCCAUCGGCGCAACGUGCUGGCGAGAACGCCAACCCGCGAUCACACGGAGCGAGAGGAAGAGGAGGAGCUUUUCUUCGGCUCGAACAAGGCCGUCGUGGUGGGCCACCGCCAACAGCAGCACCACCAGCAUCAGAACGGCUCGCCCAUGCGACCCGUGGCUGCCUUCUCUUCGCCGUGGCGCCGUUCGCUGGUCCUUCUCGAGAGCGAGAAGGUCGCGGAGCGCACCUCCCGCGGUCAACCGACUUCGACGCAGUCGCCGUCGACGCGUGAGGGCAAUGCGACCCGGGCCAAUCGGAGCUAUAGAGCGAGCAUGCACGUGUCUAGUCCGAUAAGGUCCCUCACCAGCGAGUGGGACCUCGAUCCGUCGCCCAACGCCAUCACCAGCGUGAGCACCGAGGACCGACGGCUCGCCAAGCGCAAGCUGUCCCGGGAGGAGCGCAAGCAGCGGCGGAAGAGCGGCGGCGCGUCCCGUCGACAGCGGAGCGUCUCGCUCAACAAGCAGCAGCAGGAGAAGAAGCGCAACGACCUCCGCGCGCAACGAAGCUUCAGCCCGCGCAAGGACUCGAGCGACGAUCUGUCGUCACCCGCCGAGGUCGAGGGCAAGGGCAAGGAGAAGGUCGAUGACUACGACCACGACCACGACCACAACAACGAUGUCGACGUCGACAAGGCCCGCGCCGCGGCGGCCGCCAUAUUAAAGCGGCGCGGAAACAGGGCAGCCGGGGAGCAACAAUUCGACAUGAAGCCGCGGUGGGAGGAGGAGCAGGAGCAGGAGGAGGCCCAGGAAGACAACGACCACGACGACAAGAGCAGCAGCAGCGGCACCGAGGAGAAGCAGCGGCAGGCCCGCGAGCGGAUGCGAUCGCGCGAGCGGGAGAUUCGGAAGGAGGACGACGAGGGACAACACAACGGCAGCGGCGAGCGGGUCAUCCACGUGCUCGACCACACGACUGCCAGUGAAGACGACAGGAAGACCACCACCGCUGAUGACGACGAUGAUGACGAUGACGACAGCGAUGGAAGCGAUGCCGACAACGCCAAGAAUAACAAGAAGCGAAGCGAGGCGAACAUGCGGCGGGUGAUCAGCUUCGACGAUGAGCUGGCGCGGAAGAAGAAGAACCUGCUCAACAAGUCCGCACAGUCGGUGACACUGGAUUAUGCGGGCGGCGAGGCCGGCAAGCCGUCGACCAAAGCGAAAAGAGCCAAGAAGAAACGCGGCGGCGGAAAGAGCGAAGGCGAAGGCGGGAGCAGAACGAAGCGAGCGAAGAAAGAAAAGAAGAAGGGAAGCUCCACCAGGACGAGGAGCAAAAAGAAGGAGAAUGACGACGGCGAGGCCGACAAAGAGAAGACGAGCAGCGCCACGCGGAAGACCAACAAGCAGAAAAAGACCGGUGCGAAGAAGGGCGCGGACGACGAGAAGAAGAUCAAGGCCUGGCUCAACGAGCUCAACCUGCCCGCCGAGUAUCUCCGUCUCUUCCAACAGGACGGCUUCGACGACAUGAACACCAUUCAGCUUAUCACCGAGGAGGAGCUGGCGGAUAUUGGAAUCAGCAAGACGGGCCACCGGAAGCGAAUCAUGCGUUGGGUCAAGCAGAACCCGGCGUCGCCCGUCUAUUCGCCGCGGUCCGCGCGCUCAUCGAUCGCCGGCGACGGCCUCGGCAGCUCGGAGUUCUACCUGACCGAUCCCGCCGAGGCCGCGCGGAUGAUGGCCGCCGCCGCAGCCGCCGCCGGCAGCGGCUCGGCGUCGUCGAUACCAGCUACCGGAGGGACCAUGGGCAGCCGCCUGUCGUCGUUCACCUUCUCGCCCUACUCCCCCUUCGCCUUCAUCAAGGCCCGAAGCGCCGGCGCCGGCGGCACCGGGCUCGCCGAUCUGAACUCGCCGCACUCGAUCAGCAUCGACUCGCCCAAGGAAGAGCGCCGCAAGCAGCAGCAGCAGAUCCAGCUGCAGCUCAAGCAGCAGUUCAACUCGCCGCACUCGAUCAGCAUCGAAUCGCCCCAGGAGGAGCGUGCGCGCAAGCUCAAGCUUCGGUCGCUUCAGCGCAAUUCGCUCGCCGCGCCGCUCGCCGCGACCGGCCGCGGCUCGGCCUUCUCAACAUCGUCGCCCCUGCUGUCGGCUCGCGGAAGCAAGGCCGCCGACGGCGACAGCGCCGGCCCGAGCCUCCCGCCCGUGCGCCGCAAGAAUCGGUGGGUGAGCGGCGAGGAGACCACCACGCGACCGCUGUCGCCUCUGCUCCGCACCCAGCUCGACCUCGAAGAGACCCAGCGAAGAGAGGAGGAGGAGGAGAGGGAACGACGGCUGUACACGACCUCGCCGAUGGCGUCCCCGCGCAAGGUCACGAUUGCGGCAACGCCGGCGAUGAUGGCGACCUCAGCACGCCGGCCUGAGCCGCACCAAAUCUACGUCAAGAACAACAUCGCGCCGACCUCCGGGUCACCGCUCUCCCCGCGCAAGCACCAGAUCACCGCCAUCCCGAUCCCCACCACUGCCGCGUCCUCCGGCGGCUCCUCUUCGAACCACUUCCUCGCUCGGACCUUCUCCACCUCUCCUUCAUCCUCUUCAUCGUCUUCCUCUUCAUCAUCACCAUCGCCUUCAUCGUCGCCCACCAGCUUCUGUACGCCGUCGUCGCCGCGCCUGCCGGCCUUCACCCGCAAGCCACUGCCCCGGCCGCCCGCGUCGACAAGCACCCGGAGUUAA
Molecule: messenger RNA, 4572 nt
Organism: Acanthamoeba castellanii str. Neff
Lineage: Eukaryota; Discosea; Longamoebia; Acanthamoebidae
Product: SAM domain (Sterile alpha motif) domain containing protein
Exons: 11
Coding region: 1-4572 (1523 amino acids)
Molecular function (GO): protein binding
Source: RefSeq, a predicted model, not a curated record